This is a messenger RNA of Cyprinodon variegatus (sheepshead minnow), 2516 nucleotides long. RefSeq names its product poly(ADP-ribose) polymerase family member 3 (gene parp3). The record is from RefSeq and is a predicted model, not a curated record. The transcript has 11 exons. Lineage: Eukaryota; Metazoa; Chordata; Actinopteri; Cyprinodontiformes; Cyprinodontidae. The coding region runs from base 163 to 1740 and encodes 525 amino acids. Gene Ontology annotation, molecular function: NAD+ poly-ADP-ribosyltransferase activity. Gene Ontology annotation, cellular component: site of double-strand break.
GCGCAGCUGCAAACAGUACAGUGAGGUCCAACCUCUUCCUUUAAUGACUGGAGCCUUUCGAGAACCAGUGAGGCAGCAGUAGGAAGUGAUUCCGCAGGGAAUAUUCGCCUACUAAAGAUCUACCGUAGCUACUGAUAUCAGUUAUUCAAGAAAAGCUAAAGCAUGGCCCCAAAGAGAAGAUCAGCCUCUGCUGCUAAGGCAGGAGGAAAAAAGGUGAAAGAGGAGCCCAAGGACGCCUUCACCUCUGCAAAAGAGGCACUUCUGGCUGCAGGGCCACAGAUGAAAGGCAAAAGGAAGGUGGAUGAGCACUGCUACCUGUCUUCAGCAGAGGUGCACGAGGAUUAUGACUGCAUGCUCAACCAAACAAACAUAGGAAACAACAACAACAAGUUUUACGUCAUUCAAGUUGUAAAAGAAAACAACUCCUACUAUUCAUGGAACCGCUGGGGAAGAGUGGGAGAAAUGGGACAAUCCAAACUGACUGCGUUUGAUAAGGUUGAAUCGGCUGUAAAAGACUUUGAGAAGAAGUUUAAGGAUAAGACCAAGAACAACUGGGCUGAUCGGAUGAACUUUGUUUCUCACCCUGGGAAGUACACACUGAUUGAAGUAGAAGGAGAGCAGGAUGCUGAGGUCAAGGUGGACCAUGUUGAUGGCAAAGCAGGGGGAGUCUCCAAAAAUGUGCUCCCAUGCACUCUCGAUGAAGCUACACAGAAACUUAUUAAGCUCAUUUUCAGCAACGACAUGUUCAAGGAGGCGAUGGAAUGCAUGAAUUUAGACAUCAAGAAGAUGCCCCUGGGUAAGCUAAGUAAGGUACAGAUUGCAAAAGGGUUUGAAGUUUUGGAGGAGAUUGCAGCUGCUAUCGACCAAAAGGGUAGAAGAGGGCACCUUGAAGAACUCUCAUCAAAGUUCUUUACUACAAUCCCUCACAACUUUGGCAGGACCAGACCUCCAACCAUAGACAGCAAAGAGAUUGUUGAGAAGAAAAAGGAGAUGCUCAUGGUGCUGGCAGACAUUGAGCUCGCCCAGACACUGAAAUCAGAAACAGAGAAAGCUCAGGAAGAGAUGAUGGAGACAGUUCCUCAUCCUAUUGACCAAGACUACACUUCGCUCAAAUGCAAACUGUCUUUACUUGCCAAAAAUACAAAUAUGUAUAAGAUCAUUGAGAAAUACACAAAGGCAACUUCAGGUCAAGGUCGUAAGCCAAAGAUUCUCAAUGUUUGGGAGGUGGAUCGAGAGACAGAGGGAGAACGCUUUAGUGAAAAUGACAACCUAGAGAACCGCCGCCUGCUCUGGCAUGGCACAAAUAUAGCAGUGGUGGCAGCCAUCCUCAAAAGUGGUCUUAGGAUCAUGCCCCAUUCUGGAGGCCGGGUUGGCAGUGGGAUCUACUUUGCCUCUGAAAAUGCUAAAUCUAUAUGUUAUGUGACUACCUCAGGCAAAACUGGAGUGAUGUUUCUAAGUGAGGUGGCUCUGGGUAAGGAGUUCACCAUUACCAAAGACAACCACACUUUGAAGAAGGCCCCUGCAGGUUAUGACAGUGUGGUAGCACGAGGCACUAUGGAACCAGAUCCGUCUAAAGACAUCGUCAUCAACCUGGAAGGCAAGAAGGUCACUGUUCCUCAGGGAAAUGCCAUCAACCAGCCGCAAUACUCUGAAAGCUACUUCAGCAGUAGUGAAUACCUGAUCUACAAAGAGAGCCAGUGUCGCCUUCGCUAUCUGCUUGAGAUGGAAAUAAAUUAUUAGUUGUAAAGAUUCAACUCUGAUUGUGCAGGUCCUAAGGAAUAGUUACUCCUACCAUAUUGCAUAAGCGCCUUUUUCUGUUCUGUGCCUUACAAUCGUAUGCAUGAUGCAUAGAAUGUGCUUUGGCUUUGCACAUACUUAGGUGAAAUACAAAAGUAAUAUUCUGUACUUUAUAAAAAAUGGUGAAUUUUCUUAAUGCUUUUGGAAAUCUGUAGUUGACCAUGCUUAAAUGGUCAGAAUGUUUGUUUGCACUCUAGGGUUUUUAAGGGAUGUUUCACAACUUUAUCCAAAACAUUAGAUGCUUAUAGUCAUGACUUAGGAUUUCAAAUGAAUGUAAUUAAUCCUACAGUUUUUCAUGUAGGAAUAUAUGAAGGCUAGCUGACCAAGAAGAAGAAGAAUUAUCUUUUUUGGAACACUUUCCUGGAGAUGGUCCCUUUACAUGUAUAAACUUUAGCUAUAAAGUGACUUCCAGUAUGGAUUUGCACCUCUAUUUUAAAUAAAAUAGAGCAAGAGUAAAAUGGAAGUUAAUAUACAUUUGUGUUUACAGGCGAGUGAAGUCCAGCAUGUUGUUCACAAUGAAAAAAAAGUAAUACAGUGAUUGUCAUUAGUGACACAUGCUAAUUGCUAAUACUUUUAUGUACUUAUGGUUUCAGAUUGUUGAGACAUGAUGCCACACACUAACAAAAAAAAAAAAUCUUUAUUUUGCACACACAAGCCCUGAAUUAUCCAAUAAACAGAAACAGGCACACCUGUAAACCUGUCUGUGUUUAAGAAAUUAU